This is a messenger RNA of Myripristis murdjan (pinecone soldierfish), 1481 nucleotides long. It is a transcript of the gene anxa3a, whose product is annotated as annexin A3a. Gene Ontology annotation, cellular component: nucleus; plasma membrane; cytoplasm. NCBI's taxonomy places the organism in Eukaryota, Metazoa, Chordata, Actinopteri, Holocentriformes, Holocentridae. Bases 135 to 1154 code for a protein of 339 amino acids. Gene Ontology annotation, molecular function: phosphatidylserine binding; calcium-dependent phospholipid binding; phospholipase inhibitor activity. The record is from RefSeq and is a predicted model, not a curated record. The transcript is spliced from 15 exons.
CGGCCCUGAAGGCAGCACGCGCCGCCAGGUGAGCCUCGUGUGAACUCACCUGAGUGAAGGCGCGGCGAGGCACGAGGAAGUUUUCCGGUUCAGACAGACAGAAGUCCAGCCAAUAGGAGCGGCUCGUUGCUGAUAUGGCGACUCUGUGGGAUGACCUGGACAGUCUGGUGAACUCCCCGUCCUCCUUCUCGGCCACGAGCGGAGAGAGAGGAACCAUCAAGGCCAAAGCCGACUUUGAUGCAGGAGACGACGCCGUGGCUCUGAGGAAGGCCAUCGAAGGCCUCGGCACCAGGGAGAAGACGCUGAUCGACGUCCUGACCCGCAGGAGCAGCGCUCAGCGGCAGCUCAUCUGUGCAGCGUACCAGGAGGCCACGGGCAGAAGCUUAGAGGAGGACCUGAGAGGGGACACCCACGGCGACUUUGAGGAGGUGCUGGUGGCGCUGGUCACGCCCCCCGCGGCGUACGACUGCCACGAGGUCGCCCGCGCCAUGAAGGGGCUCGGGACCGCCGACAGCGUCCUGAUCGAAAUCUUUGCCUCGAGAUCGAACCAGCAGAUCAAAGCACUCAGUGAAGUUUAUCUGGAAGAAACAGAGAAGAAGCUGACCCUCGACCUGAAGAAGGAAGUUUCUGGACAGUAUUCCCAAGCCCUGCUCCUCUUGGCCGAGGGCAAGCGGGACGAAAGUACCACCGUAGAUCCAGAGAAAGCAAAGGAAGAUGCCAAGACUCUGUACGACGCCGGGGAGAAGAAGUGGGGCACCGACGAGUCCAAGUUCAUCGACAUCCUGUGCCACAGAAGCAUUCCUCAGCUCCGACAAACUCUCAUCGAAUACAAGAACAUCAGCGGGAAAAGCCUCCAGCAAAGCAUCGAAGGAGAGAUGUCGGGAAAACUGGAAGAACUGCUGGUGGCCAUCGUGAAAUGUGUCAAGAGCGUCCCGGCCUACAUGGCAGAGCGUCUGUACGAGAGCAUGAAGGGUGGUGGGACGGACGAGGCCACUCUGAACCGGAUCAUGGUGAGUCGGUCUGAGAUCGACCUGCUGGACAUCAGGGCCGAGUUCAAGAAGCUCUACAGCUACUCUCUGCACUCCGCCAUCGAGUCGGAUCUGUCGGGCUGCCACGGCGAGUGUGUGAAGGCCAUCUGCGGAGGGGACGACUAGCCGCCCGUCCGUCCCAGGCCACGAGGACACCCGCUGCCCGUCUGACCCACUUCCGACUGCCACGGGGAUUAUAGAAAGACUCUGCUCAAAAUCUGUGGAGGGGACGACGACGACUCCUGACGGCGCUCGGUGUGACAUCACACUCAUCCCUCCUCUCUCCCUCUCUCUCUCUGUGUUUAUUUCCAUUUAUUUCUCAUGCUUUAUUAUGCCUUAUCAUCUAUUUCUCCUCAUGUUCUUUUCCCAAAACUGCACAAUGAUUUUAUUCCACUGCAUUAAAGGGAACUUCCAUCCAAAAACAACUAAUUAAAAACAACUUUUGGCUGAGCA